UUUCCCCUACUCUUUAUGAGUUUAGGUGCAAGGACCUCAGAAUACAGCCUGGAAGAAAUUGAUGAAAAGGAAGAGAUGAGUGUGCAAGAGGGAGAAGAAAGUGGAAGUACGGAUACCUCUCUCAGGACAGAAGAGGCUACUGCAGCCUUCAGCUCUACAGAGGUACCACUGGAAACUGAAAGAAAUGAUCGUGCUUCAUCAGUUCCUGUUCCUGGCACUGUUUCUGUAGACAACUCACAAAGCUUCAAGGAAGAAAAACAAGAAAAUAUGAGCACAGAUGGCAAAGAGCUACAGACUCAGUUAAGCAGUGACCAAGCUGCAUUUGAGAAAGACAGGAAGCUUAGAAUUUUGGAACAAAAUAAAAAUUAUGAUCACAGUGAUAGAACAAUCCUUACAACAAAUGAAGAAGGGGGAGAAGAGCAAACAGCAAAAAUUAAAGCAGUAGAUUUUAGAGAAAACAGCAAACUUGAAGUUGACAGACUAUCAAACUGCCAAACAUCUAAAAAUGACAUUGCCAUAAGUCAUAGGAAUUACACUCAACUGAUUCCGGGAAAGCAAGAUCAGAAAACAAGUCAAACCAGCCUGGACACCGUAAAAACUCAGGAUGUUGCAAUUCAGACAGGUCCAUUGGUUAGCAAUUUGGGAAGGACUUCACAAAAAGAAAUGUUUGUCCCUCAAGACUAUGAAUCAUCCACAUUCAAAGGAAUCCUUCAACACAAUACAGACACAAACAAUCCUGGUCUUCGGGUGAUGCAAGGAAUAUGUAAGAAUGAAGACAUUUCAACAGAACGAAAUCUUCAGAGGCAUGAAGUUCCAUAUGAAAAAACAAUACCCAUGAAAGAUGAAAUUCAUAUUUGUACAAAUGGCAGUAAUGCUACUUCACCAGAAACAAUUGCAAAAACUCCAGAUGGGUCUCCUAUAAGGGGUUACCCUCUUUAUAGACAAGACAUGAAACCUAAACCUAAGCCUGCUAAUGAAAUUACAAGAGAUUACAUACCAAAAAUUGGAAUGACUACUUACAAAAUUGUGCCUCCUCCAAAAUCCUUGGAAACAAUGAAGAGCUGGGAAUCAGAAGCUACAGAUUGUAAAGGUCAAGAAGUAUCUGCUUCCAAAAACUCUCUGAAGUAUGAAGACACCAAAGAAUUCAUAAUGCAAACUGAAAUUCCUCAUCUUCCAAAAAGUACAGGUUACUUACAAACUGGUCUGCAAAAUAUACCUGCUGCAAAAAAUGAUCUGCUGCACAGAGUGAACAGCAUUUCUGAACAUGGGGUGCCAUCUGGAGCCAGGGUUACCACGGAGGUCAAUCAAAUAGAAACAGUGUCUUCUAAACAGCAUAUCCCACUGAUGCUAAGCUUAAGUAAUUCAAAUGCUUCUUCUGAGACUCAGGAGAAGUCAAAUGCACUAAGUCCUACAACUAAGCCUAGUUCUUUUUAUCUGCAGAUGCAGCGAAGAGUUUCAGGUCAUUAUGUGUCAUCUGCAAUUGCCAGAAGUACCAUUUGUGCUCCUAAUUCUAUUCAAAAUGAAGUUAAAAAUACAGAGAUGGAAAAAAAAAUCUCAUCACCUGAUGAAACUUCUUCGUUACAUACAACAAGUAGCUCCUCUUCUCCAGCAGAUGAAGAAAAAGAUGAUGAUGGGAAAAAAAUUGAAUCCUCCACUUCUCCUGUUAAAAACAAUAAACCACCAAGUUUUCCCUCCUGUCAGCCAGCACCAUUGAACCUAAAAACUCUAAGAACUUUUGCAGUUCCAAAGCCAUACUCCAGUUCGAGGCCAUCCCCUUUUGCACUUGCUGUCUCCUCAGCAGUCAAAAGAUCACAGUCAUUCAAUAAAACACGUACAAUCUCUAGUCUGGCACCAAGAGAAGAAUUUCCUGUUGAACACUCAUCUGCCUCUUCUGCAGCUGAAUUCUCCUCAGCUACCUCCAUGCCUCAAGUGAAAAACCCUUCCUUACACAGCAUCACGGGAGGGCCACAGAAUAAUCUAAUGGAUAAGAAAAGCAGCAAUGUGAGCAGUAUUGAGCAAAAGAUUCAGGCACAGUCAGGUGCUUCACCUGACCACCCACGCCCUGUCAUUAUGAGACAAACCUCAACGCCAGUCCAGCGCUCUGACCCAGAACAGAUCCACCAGAGCUUGCUGGCUGCAAUCCGCUCUGGAGAAGCUGCUGCCAGAUUGAAAAGGGUUGGUCCUCCAUCAAACAUUGUAUCUGUCAAUGGAAGAGCCAGGCUUAACCAUUUGUAUUCCACAGAAGCGAAAGCGAAUCACUAGAUAUUACGCCAAAUAUUUUGCACUUUACUACUGCUUCAUAGGCCACCUUAACAGUAACUACCGAUUUUUGAAAGUGAUUAGUAUAUUUUUAUCAGUUGAUAUAGGAAUAUGACACUGAGUUCCUUUGAUGCCUUGGAAAAGAUUAUUAGAAUAUGUAAAUUAUGGUAAUAAUUUUCUCUAUAUAAAGCUGAUUAUGCUGCUAAAAAGGUUUAAGAGAAGGUGCAGAUGAGCUCUGCUUAUGUUGGAAUGAAUAAAAAAUAUGUUGAUUUCAGCCUUCAAGACAGAACAAAUGUAGCAGUAUGCUGAAAUUACAGAUUUAAAGCAAUCUAGAUUUUAGAUCAUUAAUUUUCAAUUGUGUAUUACUUUAACAGAUUGUAUGAAUUUAAAUCUACCACAUGCUGCCUCCAUAUUACUUUGUUAAAUUAAAUUUGUAAUUAGUAGAAAACUAUAUGUGAUACUUUUGUUCCUCUUAAAAAAAA
Molecule: messenger RNA, 2741 nt
Organism: Meleagris gallopavo (turkey)
Lineage: Eukaryota; Metazoa; Chordata; Aves; Galliformes; Phasianidae
Source: RefSeq, a predicted model, not a curated record